AUGUCGCUACAUCGCCAGAAACGGAGCCCCUUCAGCUCCCGACCCUUUAUCGUGUCGACUCUCCUCAUAACCUGUCUAGCAACCUAUGCGCUCGUCCUCAGACCCUUCGCGACAUCACGGUUGUUGCGCCAACCCGAACAUUAUCAACAACAACCACAUAAAAUUGCGCGAAUCCUCGCAAGAGGUCACCACAAGCACGAACCGACUGCCCCCGUCGAUUGCCGCGAUGUUCACUUGGCCGACGACCAAUGCGCCUUCAUAUUGGCCAACUGCGAAGACGAGGAUGCCGGCCUAAUACACUAUCUGAGCUUCUACUACUGCACGCUACCCAAUGCGAAACCCGUCGCCUUCGCCGUCCUGACCGCAUGGCUGGGCCUCCUAUUUACCACGAUCGGCAUCGCCGCCAGUGACUUCUUCAGCAUCAACCUCAGCACCAUCUCGAGCGUCCUGGGUCUAAGCGAGAACCUUGCCGGCGUCACAUUCCUCGCCUUGGGCAAUGGCUCCCCGGAUGUCUUUAGCACCUUUGCCGCCAUGAGUUCCAACAGUGGGAGCAUGGCGGUGGGCGAGCUGAUCGGUGCUGCUGGCUUUAUCACUGCCGUGGUAGCCGGGUCCAUGGCCUUGGUUCGCGAAUUCAAGGUCCAGAAACGAACCUUCGUCCGAGAUAUCGUUUACUUCAUUGUUUCCAUCAGCUUUACCAUGAUGUUCCUGUUGGAUCAGGAAUUGCACCUGUGGGAGGCCAACGCCAUGGUUGGCUGCUAUAUCUUCUAUGUCAUCUUGGUGUUUGCGUGGCAGUGGUUCACGGACAGGAGGAGAAAGAGGAAACAACGGGAAGCUGCUGCUCGUGCUCAUUUUUAUGGCUCUACACCCGAGCCAUCAGGAGAGCUGGAGCCAUACCGGGAUCAACCAGAGGAUGAUGAAGCAGCUUCGGGAAAUCAUCGGCCUCGUACUGCUCAGACCGACAUCAGCGCUCUAGAACAUGGUCCUAGAAUAGAAGUGGAAGGACACGGAAUCGCAUCUACACCAAGCGAGGAAGAAGAGGAUGAACACCGCGAUCUGCAAGUGGCUGCAGAGAUGACCAGCAGCAUGCGCGUCAACCGUCCCCGCUGGGGCCGAAGCAACUCCACCAUCACUCCCAUCAGACCUAGUCUUGUCGGUGCUUUGGAAUUCCGGUCGAUAUUGUCGUCAAUACAGAAGGAAAGAAACCAGCAUAGCGGCUACGUCCGUGGACAUCGACGGGGCAAUUCCGAUUACUUCUCAAAUCAACCAUCACUACCUUUGAUUCGCGAGGAUCAGCUAUACCGGGGGCGUCAAUACACCCUCGACACACUGCCGACCCUCUCGACUAUCAGAUCCGGCAGAGACCGCGCCUUGUCAUCCGGACAUUCACCCCUUAACCUGGACAGUCUCGGUUUACCAGCUUUUCGAAGCGGUUCAGAAACGGGGCACACAAGCCCGGCACUAACACCAGGGCCUCGUCCAAACGAGAGUCCCAAUCUGCGUCCAGAUACUAGAGGUAGCUCGACCACCCGAACCGUAGACGGCAGGCUUGCGCCUCCUCUUGAUACCGGAGGUGUCAACCAAGGGUUGCUUCAGCAUCAAUGGAGAAAAACAACACCCAGGACAAUGGGUCUACACCUCCAAAUUCCGGAUAGUACCGCCUCCAGCAACCGGGCAUCGCCUACUCUUUCGCCUUUCCCCAUGUUCUCCGAGUCUCCCACAGCGCUCACACCCCAACAGCUACCCGAAUCAGCCUUUGUCUUCCCUACACCAUCCGAGAGAAGACGUUCCUCCAUCGCCAUAUUUGGCGGCUAUGAAGAAGAAGAGGAGCCUCUCAAGUACUGGCCCUACUCCAUUCUUCCGCCGCCACACAUCUUCUUCGGUACACUUUUCCCAACCCUCCAAGGCUGGUCUGAAAAGUCCUGGUGGGACAAAUUCGUCAGCUUGAUUUCGGCCCCCUCCGUCUUUGUCCUCGCCAUCACUCUCCCUGUAGUGGAAACCGAGUCCGAGCGCGACGAUGACGACGAAGUGAGUGGUCCCGCUGAAUCCUCCGCAAUCAACCUAAUCCACAGCCAUGGACAACCAGGGCACAUGGCCGUCCCCGUAUCUUUGGAGUCAAGCGCCCACAUCCGCCCUGAAACCGAGUGGCAGGAAUUCCGUCGUCGCACACGUUCCGCUUCUAAUCGGUCUCCCAUGCGCUCACCCUUGGCACGCUCACCCCUCCACUCCCCAUUGACAGCCUCGCCAUCCUACGUAACGCUUGCAUCCCCACGGACGAGGUUGACCUCGGAAGCCAGAGCGCACACCAACGGCUAUACCAAUCUCGGCGCCCAAGUCCAGCAGGCUAUGAAACUCAAUCCGCACCAGCGCUAUGGCCACAGUCGUCACGGAUCCCACCCGACUAUCGUUGAGGAAGACGAGCUCGGCGCUGCCGCCGGACCUACGACUCUGGCCGACAACCACAACCACAACCCCAAUCCCAACCCCAACUCCGACAACGACAACUACAAUGACAACGAUAGCCUGACCGAGAACGGAACCGAAAACGACGAAAAAGCCGCCCAAGAAGGCUGGAGCCGCUGGCUCAUCUCCCUCCAGCUCUUCACAGGUCCUCUCUUCGUCGUGCUUAUAUACUGGGCCAACACCAUCGACGAGCUCCCCUCGCCCGGCCGCACUUUACUCAAAAUGACCCUCUACAGCUUAAUCUUCUCCCUAACCUGCCUUGGCAUUUUACUUUUAACCACACGCGCCGACAAGAAACCCAAAUACCACUUUUUGCUCUGUUUUCUGGGAUUCGUGAUUAGUAUCGCCUGGAUCUCGACCAUAGCCAACGAAGUGGUGGGCAUCCUGAAAGCCUUUGGCGUAAUCUUGGGCAUCAGCGAGGCCAUUCUGGGAUUGACGAUUUUUGCGGUCGGGAAUUCGUUGGGGGAUUUGGUGGCUGAUGUCACUGUUGCUAGGCUGGGGUGGCCGGUUAUGGCUUUAGCAGCCUGCUUCGGCGGCCCCAUGCUCAACAUCCUCCUCGGCAUCGGCCUAGGAGGCGCCUGGAUGAUUGUGUCGUCGGCCAACAAGCGCCACGCCAAGCACCCCGAGUUGCCCUUCAGAUACAAGCCUUAUAAGCUGCAAGUGGGCGGGACGCUGAUGAUUUCGGCCAUUACCGUGUUGGUCACGCUGGUCUCGUUGUUGAUCUUGGUGCCGAGUAAUGGGUGGGUGAUGAAUAAACGCAUUGGAUGGACUCUGAUUGGGAUAUGGACUUUGGGAACGGUCUUCAACCUGGUGGUGGAGACGACGGGGGUUUGGACUGAUGUUAGGUAGUACAUUGAUGAGAGGGGGGUUAAAGAGGGGAGGGGUAGAAAAGGGAAGAUGGGAGGAAGAAGGAAGGAAGGAAAGGAAGGAAGGAAGGAAGGAAGUAGCGAUGAUAUUGAUUUUUAUUUUGAU
Neurospora tetrasperma FGSC 2508 is the source of this 3432-nucleotide messenger RNA. RefSeq lists its product as uncharacterized. The transcript is spliced from 2 exons. Gene Ontology annotation, molecular function: monoatomic cation transmembrane transporter activity. Gene Ontology annotation, biological process: transmembrane transport; intracellular calcium ion homeostasis; monoatomic cation transport. The record is from RefSeq and is a predicted model, not a curated record. Gene Ontology annotation, cellular component: membrane. Bases 1 to 3309 code for a protein of 1102 amino acids. Lineage: Eukaryota; Fungi; Ascomycota; Sordariomycetes; Sordariales; Sordariaceae.